Oryza brachyantha (malo sina) is the source of this 1671-nucleotide messenger RNA. Its product is annotated as UDP-glycosyltransferase 88F4-like. Bases 176 to 1615 code for a protein of 479 amino acids. NCBI's taxonomy places the organism in Eukaryota, Viridiplantae, Streptophyta, Magnoliopsida, Poales, Poaceae. The record is from RefSeq and is a predicted model, not a curated record. The transcript has a single exon. Gene Ontology annotation, molecular function: UDP-glycosyltransferase activity.
UUCAACAUUGCCGGCUGCUGCCGGCUAGUCGCCGAUGACUUCCAACAACUCGGCGGUCGGCACCGAUGGCGCAUCCCGUCAUACAGUAGCAAUAUCCACACCCAUUUAUACAUCCACUCACCAGUUGUACUUGUACAACUCCAAUAACGCCGCCACUUGAACACACGGAGAAGCAAUGCGGAGCAGCGUCGUGCUGUACACAUGGAUGGUCCGGGGGCACAUCCACCCCAUGACGCAGCUCGCCGAUCACAUCGCCAACCAUGGCGUCCCCGUCACAGUCGCCGUCGCUGACGUUCCGUCGUCAGGUGAGUCCCGUAAGACCGUUGCCCGCCUCUCCGCGUACUACCCUUCCGUCUCCUUCCAGCUGCUGCCGUCGGCGCCGGCCCGUCCCGGCGACACGGUCGACCCCGACGCCGACCCCUUCAUCACCCUCCUCACUGACAUCCGCGCCGCCAAUGCCGCACUCAUCGCCUUCGUGCGCUCCCUCCCGUCCGUGGUGGCCCUUGUCAUCGACUUCUUCUGUGCGGACGGGCUCGACGUCGCCGCGGAGCUCGGCGUCCCGGCCUACCUGUUCUUCGUCUCCUGCGCGUCCGCCCUUGCUUCCUAUCUGCACAUCCCCGUCAUGCGAUCCGCCGUGUCUUUCCGGGAGAUGGGGCGCUCCAUGUUGCGCUUCCCGGGAGUCCAUCCAAUUCCGGCGUCCGACCUGCCCGAAGUCCUGCUCGACCGCGACAAAGAACAGUACAAGGCAACCAUUUCUUUCUUCGAGCAGCUGGCCAAAGCGAAGCACAUACUGGUGAACACGUUCGAGUGGCUGGAGCCCCGCGCGGUGAAGGCAAUACAAGACGGGAUCCCACGCCCCGGCGAGCCCGCACCGAGAUUAUUCUGCGUCGGCCCACUGGUCGGCGAAGAGAGGGGAGGCGAGGAGAAGAAGCACGAAUGCUUAAGGUGGCUCGACGUGCAACCGGCGCGGAGUGUGGUCUUCCUGUGCUUCGGGAGCGCGAGCUCGUUGCCGGCGGAGCAGCUAAAGGAGAUCGCCGUGGGGCUGGAGAGGAGCAACCACUCUUUCCUCUGGGCCGUGCGCGCGCCGGUCACGCCGGAUGCGGACUCGACGAAACGGCUCGAGGGGCGCGGCGAGGCGGCGCUGGAGUCGCUGCUCCCGGAGGGGUUCUUGGACAGGACCCGGGGGCGGGGGCUGGUGUUGUCGUCGUGGGCGCCUCAGGUGCAGGUGCUGCGACACCCGGCGACCGGCGCGUUCGUGACGCACUGCGGGUGGAACUCGACGCUGGAGGCCGUCACGGCAGGAGUGCCGAUGGUUUGCUGGCCGAUGUACGCAGAGCAGAGGAUGAACAAGGUGUUCAUCGUGGAGGACAUGAAGCUUGGGGUGGUGAUCGAUGGCUAUGACGAUGGGAUGGUGAAGGCAGAGGAGGUGCAGGCGAAGGUAAGGCUGGUGAUGGAGUCUGAGCAAGGGAAGCAGAUGAGGGAGAGGAUGGCGUUGGCGAAAGAGAUGGCCACUCGGGCGACGCAGACUGGGGGAUCGUCGAUGGCAUCAUUCGCUGACUUCCUUGGCAGCCGGAAAAUUGAUUUGGUCAACACAAAAACGCAAAGCCUUUCUUAAUCGUGGUCUACUAGAGACAUCUCAUAAUUGUAUUUUUUUUAAUUAUGCAAUCACAA